Molecule: messenger RNA, 1760 nt
Organism: Cyclopterus lumpus (lumpfish)
Lineage: Eukaryota; Metazoa; Chordata; Actinopteri; Perciformes; Cyclopteridae
Gene: metrnlb
Product: meteorin like, glial cell differentiation regulator b
Exons: 5
Coding region: 318-1199 (293 amino acids)
Biological process (GO): positive regulation of brown fat cell differentiation; energy homeostasis
Molecular function (GO): hormone activity
Source: RefSeq, a predicted model, not a curated record
CUGCAGCUGGCACGCGCCCCCGAUGACGUGAGGCGAAGCGCACAGAGGGAACGUUUUUUAAACAAGCCGUUGUCCCGCUGCGCGCGCUGCGCUCUCUACUUCUACUUACAAAACCCUUGACAAUAUGUUUUUCUGCCACAAACGCAACUUUCUCGACUGAACUCGCCAUGUAGCGUGCGCGCGCCGACGGAGCUGGAUAUAUAUAUAUAUAUUUUUUUGUUUUACGGCGUCCUGCGGUUCGGGAGCAGCGGAGCAGAGCGCGCGACUUGCUGGUCCGUUGUGCGGGACUCUGUGACCGUCGGGGCGGACGGGCCACGAUGCUCCGGCCGUGGGCUGCGCACUGGAUCGCAGCAGUGCUCCUGUGCCGGGCGGUGGCGCAGUACUCCAGCGACCAGUGCAGCUGGCGAGGAAGUGGUUUGAGCCAUGAGUCUCAUCGUAGGGAUGUGGAGCAGGUCUACCUGCGUUGCUCUCAGGGCUCUCUGGAGUGGCUGUACCCCACAGGAGCCAUCAUUGUCAACCUGCGACCAAACACAGAGCCCGCAUCGGGACACACGGCAGGUUUUCACGUGUGCAUCAAACCCCAUACUCACUCCCAGGGCUCUCAUUUGUAUCUGGAGCAUAACGGGGAUCUGAGGAUGCUGCUGGCAGAGCAGGACCAGGCUCAGGGCACAGUGCACUGUUUCAGCCUGGCAGAGGGAGCUCUCUUUGUGGAGGCCGUCCCUCAGGCAGACAUCAGCCGGAGGAUCACAGCUUUCCAAUACGAGCUGGUGUCCAGUCAGGGGCCUGGAGCACACUUGUACCCAUACCUGCACCCUGGUUUAGUCACCUGUGAACCCUGUUCAGAUGAAGAGGUCCUUAUGGCUGUGUGUACCAGUGACUUUGCUGGCAGUGGCGUCUUUGGAGGUGUAGUCUCCGGUACUAACGACCACUCUCCUGUUGUGGUGACUCUGAGUCGACUGUUUCGCCAGAAGAGCAGGGUGUUUGCUUGGGGUGGAGCCAGAGGGCGGAGCUGGCGUGGCCGUAUCAAUGUACCCACACAAUGCAGUGUGCAGCCUGGAGGGGACGAAUACCUUUUGACUGGCUCGGUCCACUUUGGCAAAGCCUGGCUUGGCUGCGCACCUCGGUACAAGGACUUCCAGAAGCUGUACGUCAGAGCACAGAAGGCAGGAACCAACCCCUGUGAAAUAGACACGGACUGAGUGAUCUACUCAAAACACGGUGGAGAGCCGCUGAGGAAGAUGCAAAGAGGAGCAAGCUGAGAUUUGGAGGGUGGAGCGACAUCGUCUUUGAGCCUGGCAGAGCGAUACGCAGGGUUACAAACCCCCGGCCAUCAUUAAAGGAUACUUCUGCAGGCCUUUUACAAUGCUGGGCAACUUAUUGUCGCCUUGCAGCAGAAAAGACAGCUGGGCAGUUGGAACAUUUUAGCCAAUGAGCUGCCAACUAAAAGGUCCCCAGUUGACUGUAUACUGUGUGUGUGAAUAUGUUUGUGAAUGAGUGAGUUCAGUGAAUGAAUGAUGAUGAGCUUAACUUAAUUUUGUGCCUAACUGGUUUAUGUUUUAAUUCUCAUGACGAUACUGCUUGUGUGAUCAUUCUCAAAAUGAAUGUUUGCUUUGUAAAAAGCUUUCUGUAAAAUGUAAGAGUCUUCUGACAGAAGUGUACCAUAUGCAGCUCUGUGAGUCUUUAUGUACCAAGUGUGUGUGGUAAAAAUGAUGAGUUCAGAGGGUCUUUAUAUUUACAAAAAAUAAAAAAGCCAUCCUUCA